AAGGCGAGCACCCCGCUGGCCCGGCGGAGCUGGGGCCUUUUGCAGGGCAAGAUUUGGGCCCCAAACUCCGAUCCUGCAAAUGCUGACCAGCUCUGUCCCGGCAGGGAUUCUGAAAACACGGGUACCGGGACUUUGCGCUUUUACUUUUGAGACAAGAGCCGAGUACGACGCACAGGAGGAGAACAAUUCGUCGCGCUUCCCUCGGGGCGCGCUGGGGGCUGCCACAGGUGGGGAAAACUCAAAACAUCCGCCAAACACGCCAGUGACUGUCCCAAAACCUAAGUUUGAGGAUGCAAAACUGGAACUGGGGUUACGAGAGCGGAGGACUGGCAUUUUUCAGAAGCUGAAGCGGCUCUCCCCGAGGAUGUGCUGCCAACCGUGUCCUCCGGGCCCUGUGCUCCCCGAGCAGAGCCAAGCUGCAGAAUCCUCCCUUUCGGGACACCCGUUUCAACCUGCUCAUUCACUAAAAACCAGAGAGUCCGCUACCUACCAAACCAGGUCUGACCCUGGGAGUGUGGGACAGGACUGUGUUUCAAACCGUCAGACACAGAGCGCCUUUUCUGACCGGCUGCUUGCUCAGGAGCACCCUGCAGCCACCCAUGAGGCAGGGGACCACCAGACAACUUCUGUGGAGCAACUCCCGAUUCCCGGCAGAGCGGUCCUGAGCACCGUCCCAGCCCCCAUUAGCUCUAAGCCGGUGUUUUUAAAAGACAUCUUCACAUGUAGGAGAGCUUUUCAGAUCACCUUCAAGGAGUACUCUAUUUUUAGCACCCGUGGACUCUCUUGGCUGCAAACAAGCGAAACCUCUCUGCGGUGA
Egretta garzetta (little egret) is the source of this 817-nucleotide messenger RNA. RefSeq lists its product as uncharacterized. NCBI's taxonomy places the organism in Eukaryota, Metazoa, Chordata, Aves, Pelecaniformes, Ardeidae. The transcript has 4 exons. The record is from RefSeq and is a predicted model, not a curated record. The coding region runs from base 80 to 817 and encodes 245 amino acids.